Blastomyces dermatitidis ER-3 is the source of this 2878-nucleotide messenger RNA. RefSeq lists its product as uncharacterized. Lineage: Eukaryota; Fungi; Ascomycota; Eurotiomycetes; Onygenales; Ajellomycetaceae. The record is from RefSeq and is a predicted model, not a curated record. The coding region runs from base 630 to 2423 and encodes 597 amino acids. The transcript has a single exon.
AACAACUCCUCGCUCUUCCUUUAGCAACAAGGCAAUAUUAAGAAAUCGCUGGGCCCUUGAGAUAUAACUUAGCUGUUUAAGUUGAUAGCGUUGGGGAUUACACUCAUUUUUUUUUUUUUUUUUCAAUCAUCCAAUGAAAACCUCUCUACCUUCACUGAAAGGGAGUCUGGUCCCAAUCACUUUCCUUCGAUUUCCUUUUGAAGCCACCAAACUUUCAAACAAGAUCUUGAGCUGAUGAUGUAUUUGAUCUCUAGUUCCUAUUAUGACUUGUUUGCUAUCAAAUCAACAUUGCUAUUGCGUUAACAAUGUUCAUCCAUAUCUGAGACUGAAUGUGCUUAUAAACGCUCCUCGCGUGGGGUAUAUAGACUGCCAUUGAGUGAAUGAUGCCGUGGAGUGAAUGAUGGAUGCCGUGGCUGAUCAACCCUGUCCUAGAUGCCUUCAUCAUUCACUCCUUGGGCGUCAUGACGGUGCGGUGCUGUUGUUGUGUUAUCGCAUCAUACACAUUCCUCUACCUCCAUCAAAGCCACGGUUCAUUGAAUUUUUAAACCACUCUCAUCCUUCUCCUCUCAGGUCCCAAAGUGUCCAUUAUAUCCCGCCGCUCUAUUGCCUAACCUCAUCUUCUUGCCAUCAUGGAGGUGCCACAGCUUCAAUCCCCAUCCCAAUCAGACCGGAACAAUGAUGAGGAAUAUUAUCCAUCUUUCCUAGACUUCGGAAAUAUUAAACCCCUAAGGCAUAGGUGGACGGAUCCUCAGCGAGAGGUGUUGUGUGUUCUUCGACGGUUUUAUUCUCUUGCAAAGAAAGAUGAAACUAAAAUCUUCAACCACAUCUUUGAUACAGAGAUCGUGGGUUUCAAAGAUGGCCUCCCUGUCACCACUGUCAAUACACAGCAUUAUGACAUGCUGUAUAGGAGACAUCUCAUUUGGGUCUCUGUGAACUCAGCGUCCCUUGCUGAUGAUGAAGAGUAUGAGGAAUGCCGGAGAGUUAUUGAAAUUGCCGCUACAGAGCUUGGUAUUCAUUUACACCGAAGGAAUCGUGAUGACAGCCCAGUUAAGCCAAAAGGCCCAGGCUUCCAACUUUUACAGUCUUUCUUUCGUCCUAGCACAGAUGGUAGCCUCCAAUCUAACCCAACACCUGACGCCGACACCUACGCUACCCACGAAGUAGUUGAACCUGCCAUUGAACCUGCCAUUGAACCUGCAUGCGCCCGGGGAGCGGAAUUCCCUAGGGCAGGGAUGAAGCCAAGAUAUGACAGAACCCGAACAAGGCCACAAAUCUUGUAUCGCUUCUUCAACUCGCAAAGCAGCGGCAUCAAUGAUCCCCAGUAUUUUUCUUCGGGGCUUGCUGAUACCUUGCACCCCUCGCUCUACCAUCAGCGUGACAUUGAAGCGAUGGCCAAAACCCAUUUGUCAAGAUACGAAGUCAACUCUCCAUUUAUUUCAACAUUCUCCACCCUGCUGCCUUGCGUUCACAGAAUGUUGACAAAGGGUCAGAAUUCAAGAGUGUCAAUAAUUGAUGCUUCCAAGCUGGACCAAAAUGGGAUAUUUUCCGCGCAAUAUAUCCUCAGCAAAGAACCCCUGUCUUCUGAUAUUACCCCAGGAUAUUAUGGAUGGUCAGAAUGGCUUAUUUGGAGAGAGAUCCCGGAAUCAAGUAUUGUCUGUACAAUAACUCAGUCAGAACUCCUUGAGAUUGCAGAACUUCACCAUGAUAUUGGCUCUAUUCUCCAGAUUAAAGACAUAGCGUCUUUUACUUACAACCGUAACCCUCUUCAUUGCAAACUCAGGGAUAGUCCUACAAAGUUUAAUAAUGCUGCUGGAGUGACUGUAGGUAAAUUUCUCAGGAUCAUCAACUUACCCGUGGAAUAUGCCAACCAGGUUGCCGUGAAAAUUGCACAUGGCUGGCGUUUCACCCGUGAAACUAGAUAUGCUCAAGAUGAUGAGUUUCUUGAUGGGGUCCAGCUUGGAUACAGCAAUUCGACAUCGGCAUCCGCAAUACCCUUCACAACACCACCAAUAACGCCCCAGAAAUCCGAAAGGAAGCAAGAAAUUAUUGUAAUCGAUGACGACACUGAUGCAGAAGUUAACGAUCAGCACGUGCAGGAAGUCGUGGUUAUCGAAGAUGAUGAGGAUGUGGAGGUGGAGGACGUGGAUGCCAUGGAAUUAGACGAAUUGGUAGUAAUAGAGGAUGAGGAAGAAAGCCACCACCAUGAGCACCAAAUCAAUCAAGCAGAAGAGGCAUUGGACAGGUUUCGGGAAGAGCUUCGCCGCACCAUCGAAUCAGAGUCCGAGGUGGCAGAAGAAGUCACACAGAGAGCAGAGACGACAUAUAGGUGGCAGUCAGUGGAAGUUGAGCUGGGAGGAAAUGAGGCUGUGGCAAAUGUAUUUGCACUGGACCGGGAGCGAGUUAAUCGGAUGAUGGGGUGGUAGCGGACACAUCGGCCAGGGUUUGAAAGCUUCUCAAAUUGGUCAAGCGGAAUCAUUUGGUUAUCCCCGGGUUAUUGUUUAUGUGCUUUUUGUUAUAUCCCGGGUUGCUGUAAAUUUAAGGGUCUCUGUGUGAGAAUAAUUGUUGUGUUUAGUAACUUUGUAGUUUAUCUGUUCGGGAACUUGAUGAAGAGGAGGUACCGGGGAAGGGAAUUUCUUCGCGUCCCAGCCUGCAAAGCGCGAUAGGCUCGCAACUCCUGCUUAAUGACUUUAAUAUGCAUCAAAGUGUCCAGGGUUUGUUCUCCAAGGUUGUGUGUGCUACGCCAGAAAGAGAACAGCGCGCAGAAGUGAAAUUUGAAAAAGGUUCACAUGGCAUUUGACAACUAAACUCCUUACUUAGUAUUGGAAUAUAAUUCCCCCUCUAUAUGGGAGAAAUCAAAACAAAACAAAAAAAAAGAGAA